AUGAAGAAAGUCACGCAAGGCACAAUUGAAAAUGGAUGCGUUAGUUUAGAACAAACUGAAAUGAGCUCAGUUGAUUAUAAUAAUCCGGUCGAUACGUCUAAUGCUCUCGUAUUACCAGUGAAGACGAAAAAGAAAAAAGUAAAGAAAGCGGAUGAUAAAGUAAUCAACCGGAAGAAAGAUGAAGCGAGAAAAAGACGACUGCAAGAAACAGAAGCUAAAAUAUCUAAAACUAAGCGGAAGAAGCUAGUGAAAAUAAUGCAGAGGAAGGAAAAGAAAGAAUCGAGAGAAUCACUACUGGAAAGUUUGAUGCAAUAUCAAUUACCCACCGAAACAAUGAGCAAACUCACUGCAGAAGUUCAUCCGAGAAAGCCUGAUAAAUCAGAGGAAAGUCUCGUGCCAAAGAAAUUGUCAAAUCUAGCGGGUCGUAAAUGUAUCCCUUUGCCGGAGCUGAAGAAGCAGCCGGUACAAGAAAAUUAUUAUGAGACUGGGAGUGAAAGUGAAGAGGAGGUUUCGCUUGUUGAAGAGGUAGCAGCAAUGAACGCAGAAUCAUCGAAGUGCACCAUAGGCGAAGUGCACCGUAACGACAUGGGGGAAAAAGAAGUUGAGGAUAAUACGGACGAAAGACAAAAAAACUUGACUAACCAAAAUACAGAUGGGAACAAAAUAAAGAUCAAAUGCAGUGAAAUGCAUUUGCAGGAACCAAGUACUUCGGAGCUGGAUGUUGCAAAUUUACCGGUUAAAAUAUUAUCCGUCAAGAACAAAAUUUCGAUAUUAAAAAAUUCGCAGAAAAGCAACUUUGUCCUCGUUCAUCGCAGCGAAAGUGUUGAAGCACAGCGGUCAAAGUUGCCUAUAUAUGCUGAAGAACAGAGUAUUAUGGAAGCUAUAAAUGACAAUUGCGCAACGAUAAUAUGCGGUGAAACUGGUUCUGGAAAAACAACACAAUUACCUCAAUUUUUGUAUGAAGCUGGUUAUGCCCGUGACGGUAAAUUGAUAGGAAUAACUGAACCUCGACGCGUAGCUGCCAUAAGUAUGGCAGCACGUGUAGCACAAGAAAUGAAUCUACCAAAUGCAGUCUCAUAUCAGAUAAGGUAUGAAGGUAAUCGGUCAGCCGAAACAUCCAUUCUAUUCAUGACGGAUGGCGUCUUAAUGCAAGAAAUACAGAAAGAUGUGAUGCUUUCAUCGUAUUCAGUUAUUAUCAUCGACGAAGCGCAUGAACGAUCAAUGUACAGCGAUGUGCUUAUUGGUUUGUUGACACGAAUAGCACCUUACCGCUUUCGUGUAGGCUCGCCAUUAAAGCUUAUUAUCAUGAGUGCAACUUUACGUAUAGAUGAUUUUAAAAACAAAAGACUUUUUCCUAUAUCGCUGCCACCUGUAUUAAGCAUUGAUGCAAGGCAAUAUCCAGUAUCUAUCCAUUUUGAAAAGCGGACACCAGAAAAUUACCUCACUGCUGCGUUUCAUAAGAUAUGUAAAAUUCAUGAAAAGAAAGGUCCUGGGACGAUAUUGGUUUUUCUUCCCGGAAGAUUAGAGGUUAUGGUCUUGUUAAAGUGGCUUGUGGAACGCUAUACAAUCAGGCAGAAAAGUUGUAAAAGAAAAGGAAAAAGAGUUGGAGGAGAAAAGUUGAAGCAGAAUAAACUGGAAUUGAAGAAGAAAGUUUUGAAUAGAUCAAAAACGACUGAAAAAUCUGCGGAUGAAGAGUUAACAGACGAUAGGUUCGCUGAUGCUGAUAAUUUUGAUUGUGAUGAUACUGGCUCUGAAAUAAAUGAAGUCAGUUUUUGUCCUGAAACUUCACGCCCUCCAAAUUCAUCAGUCCUUCCUCUUUUCUGUCUACCACUCUAUUCGCUGCUCUCCAGUAAAAAGCAGCAGCGGAUCUUUGAACCGACUCCAGAUGGGCACCGGAUGUGCGUAAUUGCAACAAACGUGGCAGAAACAUCUCUAACUAUUCCUGCUGUGCGAUAUGUUGUCGACAGUGGUCAUGAAAAAAGACGUCAUUAUGAUCCGGUAACUGGUGUUUCUCAAUUUCUUGUAAGUUGGAUUUCGCAGGCAUCAGCCGAUCAGAGGGCUGGACGUGCCGGACGUGUUCAACCUGGCGAAGUCUAUAGGUUGUAUUCCUCAGCGGUUUAUUCUGAUUUCGAGAAAUUUAGUCCACCAGAAAUACUUUCUAAACCGGUUGAUCAACUUAUGCUUCAUCUGAAGUCGAUGAACAUCAUUAAGAUUGCGAAUUUCCCUUUUCCAACACCACCUGAUAAAGAUUCGCUGGAAGAAGCUGAAAAGCGUUUGAUUCGUUUGGGUGCCUUGCAAGUGACGGUCAAGAAUAACGUGAAAGAAGCGCGAAUUACUUUGCUUGGAAAAACACUAUCUAUUUUCCCAUUGGCACCAGCCUUUGCAAAGAUACUUGUGAUGGCAAAUCAACAUUCUUUGAUGGCUCAUGCUUGCUGUUUGGUUGCUGCACUGUCAGUUCGAGAACCACUCAUUCCUCUUUAUUCAUUAAGGGGUGGAAAUGCUGAAGAAACGCAGACCUUGAUGCUUGAAGCAUUAAAGCAAAGGCGAUCAUGGUGUCCACCUGGUCAAGCGCGGAAUUUCGGCGAUCUGACUGUCAUCUUGCGAGCCAUUUUGGGUGCUGAAGCAUCAGAAGGAUCUGGAUCUGAAGUGGAAUGUAAUCGGUUGGGAGUUCGUCGUAAAGCGCUUAUUGAAAUUCGAAAAUUACGUCAGCAGUUGGCUAAAAUUAUCAAUUCUAAAUGUCCACAAGAUAAGCCGUUUACGGUAAAGGUAGAUAUGGAGCCACCCACUGAUAAAGAAAUGCUAAUGUUAAGGCAAAUCGUGACUGCUUCACUUACUGAUAAUAUAGCCAGAAGAGUGGAUCCAAUAGCGACUGAGAAUGUACCCAAGGGGGCAUAUCAGUCUCAAAAAUUAAAGGACUAUAUUUACAUCGAUCCAAGUUCUAUAUUAUUCAAGGAUGAACCAGAUUGGGUGCUCUAUCAAGAAAUCAUUGAGCGGAAAAAUAAAAAAUAUAUGCAAAAUGUGAUUUGUGUUGAGGAGAGUUGGUUACCUCGUUUGGCGAAUAAUUAUUGCCAUUUUACGCCAAUUAAGGAAGCUGAGCCACGAUAUGACCCAGUGACAGAUACUAUUCUCAUUUUUAUGAAUGGAACAUUCGGCGAUAUGUGUUGGCCUUUAGGCAAAGUUGAACAGUCAUUGCCUGUUAAUAUCAAUCUGUAUCGUUACUUUGCUCAGUUCUUCCUCGAUGGUUCAGUUUGUCCACCUUUAGCAAUUUAUGCUGACAAGCUUCUACUCUCACCAAACACAAUGACGAAACCAUGGGCAAAAUUACAGUUGCGGACAGAAAAGCUGCUUAAUGCAUUAAUUGAAUAUGAAGUGACGAAUCGAAUACGUUUACUGGAAGUUUGGAAGAAUAAAAGUGAAUACCUUUUGGAUGAAUAUCUCGAAUGGCUUCCAAAAUUCCUACAUGAAAAAGUUCAGAUGAAUUGGCCCCCGAACUAA
Molecule: messenger RNA, 3495 nt
Organism: Cercopithifilaria johnstoni
Lineage: Eukaryota; Metazoa; Nematoda; Chromadorea; Rhabditida; Onchocercidae
Source: the annotation of a GenBank genome assembly